AUGAAAUUAACAAUCUUUGUGUCUUCUUUUUUGAUUCUUUUAAAUUUCUCCGUUUUGCUGGAAGUCAGUGGUGGGAAGGGAAAGGAAAAAGUAGAGUCGACGAGCGAGACUGGACAAAAUACUUCUAGUAAACCUAAAAGAGGUAUAGCGAAUCAUCAAAUGAUCAAUUUGAAGAACAUGGUGGUUUAUAUUUCUGUAAAACUUGUCAAGGUCAUGGCAUUAUAAAAUCG
Molecule: messenger RNA, 230 nt
Organism: Meloidogyne enterolobii
Lineage: Eukaryota; Metazoa; Nematoda; Chromadorea; Rhabditida; Meloidogynidae
Source: the annotation of a GenBank genome assembly